CGACGACGACGCCAAAACACCCACGAGCCCGCACAAGGCCAGCACUCACGUCGCAUCCGGAUCGCAUUAAUCUGCCGAAAAGCAUCUACAAGAUGGUACCGAAGCCUCAGGGAACCGCCGUUCAGUCGGCCACGCACCGACCCCUCCCGCCGCUACCAAAACUCCGCGUCCGACGACCGAACAAGCCAGAGGCAAACCCAUGUCUGGGAGCAAUGUCAUCAGUUUUGGGAUGCUGGGCGUCUUCCGGCUACAGUGUACAGGGCUGUGCGCAGCUUGAGCAGAAAUUACGGCAGUGUAUGGAUGCGCCACGAGACCACAACCAGAAGAAGAACAACAUCAACUACCACCUCUCGAGAAUGUACCCUAAGAUCGUCGGCCCCCACAAGCGGGACUAGAUCAUGCGCCCUUGUCUUUGUAUAUUAUGUAUACCCACGAAACAGCAUCAUGGGGGAGUUAAGUCGUUGGCAUCAUCGACAGGCGUUAUGGUUACGAUCGUUGUAUACAAACGAAUCUAGUAAGAGUGGGCAUUUGCAUAUGGGCCGACGAUAUCAAAGUGCAACAAGUCUCGACCAGCUCUGUUACGUACAGACAUGUCAGAUGUAAGGGAGGAAUCAGGCCAUGAGCGGGCCAGUAGCUGUCCGAGCGAAGACUGCAGGACAGCCCUUCACGCACGACCACGCAUGCUUUGUCUGCUGGCUUCAUGUUUCAGUACGGUCCAUCAUUCUAGACCAACUCCCACUCAAGGCCAUAGCAACUACCAGUCUUGCAAACCACAUCUGCCGAAGCAGGCAGUGCAUACUACUCCCCACGUUCACCCACGUGUGAGACUGCCUUUGUAUGUUUCAUCGCUCUCGCAGGCCGCCUGAU
Messenger RNA from Alternaria alternata, 867 nucleotides. Its product is annotated as mitochondrial ribosomal protein 10. The record is from RefSeq and is a predicted model, not a curated record. The transcript has 3 exons. NCBI's taxonomy places the organism in Eukaryota, Fungi, Ascomycota, Dothideomycetes, Pleosporales, Pleosporaceae. Gene Ontology annotation, cellular component: mitochondrial small ribosomal subunit. Gene Ontology annotation, biological process: mitochondrial translation. Gene Ontology annotation, molecular function: structural constituent of ribosome. Bases 93 to 395 code for a protein of 100 amino acids.